Molecule: messenger RNA, 699 nt
Organism: Caenorhabditis bovis
Lineage: Eukaryota; Metazoa; Nematoda; Chromadorea; Rhabditida; Rhabditidae
Source: the annotation of a GenBank genome assembly
AUGCGACACCAACUGCUCGCCGUGCUCACAAUUUCGAAUGUUGCCGCUUAUAAGGGCGCAAUGAUGGGCAAACUCACCGAGUGCGAUGAUGCGAAUACAAAUUUGGAACUCGAUUGGGACCCGAAAGACUAUAGUGUGUUCACAUGCUCAAAUUCAAUGCCGUUCGCCAACGUCGACUCGAUUCUAUUCGAUUUAGUCAAAGAGAAUCCGAAAUUCGAUCCAAAAAAUGACGAAGUCUAUCAUCAAUGCAUGGACAAGGCAAUCGAAUACAAGGAUCCGAUUCCAGUUAGAGGCGAUCACCGUCCGAACUGGGCGCGCUUCGGCGAGUAUCUCUACGCGCCGCCUCAACGCUGGCUGCACAACCUCGAGCACGGCUCCAUCGUGCUCCUCUACCAUCCGUGCGCCGACGACGACGAGGUCGAAAAGUUGCGCGCCAUCGUCACCGCGUGCAUCUAUCGCCACGUCAUCACGCCCUACGCGCAAUUAUCGCCAGACCGCCCGUUGGCGCUCGUCGGUUGGGGAUCGCGUCUUGAAAUGAAUCACGUCGACGACAAUGAGGUCAUCGACUACAUCAAGAACUAUUCUCGACGAGCUCCGGAGGACAUCGUUCGCGACGGUCGCUACGACAAAUUCCUCAUCAAACCCGCGCGAUUCGUCGCCGGCGACAACGACGACAAAAUUUGUCAAAAUUUUCACUGA